AUGACUGAAGAAAAAGAAUUCUGCCACCUGCAAGCGCGGCCACCCACCCCUCUCGAGCUGCACCCAUCCCAACGUGUCGACCAGGAUAAAGGAGUGCAUAUUCGGAAUGGAGUGGUUACGCAACAGAGCCCUACUGCAGUCCCGUACCAUAGCGCUCGUCGCUGGAGUUUCCAAAGAAAGAUGUUGGUGUCGGUGGGUGCUAUUUUUUCUUUCUUGGUAAUCACACUGGCGACUUCAAUCUAUAUUGCGAGCAUCCCUGGAAUCAUGGUCGAGUUUAAUGUCGGACGAACGCUGGCCAUAUCACCGGUCACAUUCUACGCCAUGGGCUUCAUAUUUGGCCCUAUGUGCACCUCUGCUUUAUCAGAGGAAUUUGGAAGGGAGUGGAUCUAUAAGAUCUCGCUGUUACUCCACCUAAUCUUCACGGUCGUGGCAGGUUCUGCAAAAAACUUUGCCACGAUUGCCGUGUGCCGCGCGAUUUCAGGUCUUGUGGGCUCUCCAUCGGUUACAGUCUUUGCAGGAGUUCUCAAUGACCUGUGGAAAAUGCCCGAGGACAAAUUCGCAGUUCCCCUCUUUGUACUCUAUGGACUAGGUGGAGCUGUUGCCCCAGAGCUUGGUCCUGUGAUCGGCGAGGCCAUCGUGGCUUCCCAUGGCUGGCGAAGUACCUUCUGGCUGACAGCCAUUCUCGUGGGGACUUGCCUGGUUUCCAUGAUGUUUGUGCCGGAGACGUUUGAGCCCGAGAUCAAACGGAAGACGCUGAACCUUCCGCGCGACGAUUGGCGCAAGGUUUUUGUCGCAGCAUUUGCGCGACCCAUUCGUAUGCUUACGGUGGAGCGCAUAAUCUUCCCUACUGCAUUUGUCGUGACAAUGAGUCAAGUCGUUCUUUUUAUACUCUACGCGGGGUACCCGAUCGUGUUGCAGAGAACUUAUCAAUUUUCGUCUUACCAAGUGGGAUUGGCAUUCUUGCCGCUUUUCGUGGGAUCUUUGCUGGCAGCACCUGUGCUGUCAUUCCUGGAUCGACGUAAACGUGCACUCAAUAAUGCCACUCCGGAAGAUAGCCUUAAUGGGGCUUUUCUGGCGGCCCUUCUUCUUCCAGCUAGUCUACUCUGGUUGGCAUGGACAGUUCGUCCUACUAUUCACUGGAUCUGGCCCAUUCUCGCUGGGGUUCCCUACGGACUUGGAUUUGCCCUAUCACAGCUGGUCUACCCGAUCUACAAGAAUAUAGUUUACGGCGCUGGGUUGGGAGCUUCUUCUUUCGCCAUCGAUGUGUUCAUGCGAUACUCCCUCUCCUGCGUAUUUCCGCUUUUUACGAUUCCACUCAUCGAUCACAUCGGCUUCGACUGGGUCAUGACCACAUGUGCGUUGGUGAUGAUUGCACUUAUACCAGUACCUUGGUGGUUACAGAAACAUGGUGCCCUGUUGAGAAGGCAAAGCCCCUAUCUCAACAGCCCUGAGCAUAAGAUGGGGUCGGUAAUGGUGGAGUCCAUAUAG
Messenger RNA from Penicillium brasilianum, 1488 nucleotides. Lineage: Eukaryota; Fungi; Ascomycota; Eurotiomycetes; Eurotiales; Aspergillaceae. The record is from the annotation of a GenBank genome assembly.